CAGUCUUUGCAAGGGGACGGCUGUGCCAGCCGGGCUCGGGCAGGCUCCUGGCAGCAUGGCAGCGAAGCCUGGGGCCCUCCUGCUGGUCCUCGCGCUCAGCCUGGCACAGCCAGCCUCGGCCCGCCGGAAGCUCCUGGUGUUCCUGCUGGAUGGUUUUCGCUCGGACUACAUCAGUGAUGAGGCCCUGGAGUCCUUGCCUGGUUUCCAAGAGAUCGUGAGCAGGGGAGUAAAAGUGGACUACUUGACCCCAGAUUUUCCCAGUCUCUCUUAUCCCAAUUACUACACCCUAAUGACUGGCCGCCAUUGUGAGGUCCAUCAGAUGAUUGGGAACUAUAUGUGGGAUCCCGUCACCAACAAGUCAUUUGACAUCGGUGUCAACAGAGACAGCCUGAUGCCUCUCUGGUGGAAUGGAUCAGAGCCUCUGUGGGUCACUCUGACCAAAGCCAAAAGGAAAGUCUACAUGUACUACUGGCCAGGCUGUGAGGUUGAGAUUCUUGGUGUCAGACCUACUUACUGCCUAGAAUAUAAAAAUGUCCCAACGGAUAUCAAUUUUGCCAAUGCAGUCAGCGAUGCUCUUGACUCCUUCAAGAGUGGCCGGGCUGACCUGGCAGCCAUAUACCACGAGCGCAUCGACGUGGAAGGCCAUCAUUACGGCCCCUCAUCACCCCAGAGAAAAGACGCCCUCAAGGCUGUAGACACCGUCCUGAAGUACAUGACCAAGUGGAUCCAGGAGCGGGAGCUGCAGGACGACCUCAAUGUCAUCAUCUUCUCAGACCACGGGAUGACGGACAUUUUCUGGAUGGACAAAGUGAUUGAGCUGAAUAAGUACAUCAGCCUGAGUGACCUGCAGCAAGUGAAGGACCGAGGGCCUGUUGUGAGCCUCUGGCCAGCCCCUGGGAAACACUCUGAGAUAUACAACAAAUUGAGGACAGUGGAACACAUGACUGUCUACGAGAAAGAAGCCAUACCAAGCAGGUUCUAUUACAAGAAAGGGAAGUUUGUCUCUCCUUUGACCUUAGUGGCCGAUGAAGGAUGGUUCAUAACUGAGAAUCGAGAGAUGCUUCCAUUUUGGAUGAACAGCACUGGCAAGAGGGAAGGCUGGCAGCAUGGAUGGCAUGGAUAUGACAACGAACUCAUGGACAUGAGGGGUGUCUUCCUGGCCUUUGGACCUGAUUUCAAAUCCAACUUCAGAGCUGCUCCGAUCAGAUCCGUGGAUGUCUACAAUGUCAUGUGCCACGUGACAGGCAUCGCCCCCCUGCCCAACAACGGGUCCUGGUCCAGGGUGGUGUGUAUGCUGAAGGACCAGGCCAGCUCGGCUCCGUCUGUCCUGCCAGGCAGCUGUGCAGUGGCCUUGAUCCUCCUGUUCCUGUUUGCAUAGCUGCUCCUGUUGUUGUCCCAGAACACUCAGCCAUGUGUGCCUCCAUGGUGGGCUGGUUUCCAUUUUCUGUUUGAAUAAUAGCUUCAUUAACACAAUCAAGACCAUAUAAAUUGUAAAUAUAUUAUCCUUGGAUGAUUCUAUACAUAAAAGUCCUAUUUCUUAAAAAAAAAAAAAUCAAAACUCAAAAUGUGUUUUUUCUGGAGGUAAGGAAAAUCCUAGCUUCUCAUUUGUUUGACUAUAUGUCAUUUUCCUCUUUCUUUUCACGUCGUUACUCAGAUGAACCGUCUGAGUAGGGGCCUGCCCCUGCAGCAAACAGACUUUGAGUAGCUGUUGCACAGCAGCCCUGGGGCCCUCUCUGUCCUGUCUUGCACAAAGCAGGCCCUUGUCUGUGCCCUGUCUAAACCUGGGAGCCAUCCUUGGGGUCUAUGGCCACAAUCCUGUACUGUUCCUUCCAUCCCAGAAAAAGGAGGUCCACAUGAAAGCAAUAGCUGCCAUCUUUUUCUAACCUAGCUCAUGGAGUUUUUUCAUCACCUACAAAGUCCCAGAAAAAGUGUAUCUUAGCUGGGGUCACCAGUCAGUCAAAACCACCAAAGAUCAGAGAACUCAUAGGAUAAGGUGAAAAAAAUAUAAAAGGAAGAUAGGAAAUAUAAAAGAAAGAAAGAUAAGGGAAAGAAAGUUCCCUCCCAAAGUCUUGAGUGCAUAAAAAUUUCUCCCUUGCCUUGAGGAGCAGAAAAGCUUACAACAGAUAUGGGCUUCUGUGAGACUUAUCACAUGUAUCACAGUAGGAAGCCUUGCACGUAGUAGGUCCUGCAUAUUGUGGAUGGAUGGGUGGCUUGCCUGCCUGCCCAUCUGCUGUGUGGAGGCUCGCUCAGAGACCUCCACUCUUUGGUCCCCAUGCAGAGCAAUACUGGACCUAUCAUUACAGGCUGGGAAAGGGAUGUCUUACUAAGGAGAGUGUGGACUUACUUGCAGAAAUCUCAGCUCGUUGCCUGGAAUAGUGAUGCAUUAAGCCUACGUUUUAUGCACCAGUGUCCUGGAGCAAUGCUUGUUUAACAGCAACAGCCAUGUGAAUCCUUGAAUGACCCAGAAUUCCAGGGAAAAAUGGUAGCGGGAAGGGGGACAGGGAAUGGAGAGAAAAUGAUGGAGCCGAAUCCCAGUCACUAACCAACUCGUCUUCCGAUUAGGACACAGUGUGGUCAGAGUGUCACCUCAGAGACUUAAGUUCUUGAGAAUCCCUGAGAAGAGCCGUUGAGCCCGAGUUGAAAUGUUUUUAGUUUAGUCAUCUUAGUUUGCUGUAGGACAUCUUGUCGUAAAACAACGGAUAACUGAAUUUUAAAUGAUGACAUGUGUGGAUACGGUACUUAUAUAUCUAUUCCAUAUCACUGCGUUGCAUUAAAGAUGAGUUCGCGCUCCGUGAGGCACAUCUGCAAAUGAGACUUUUGUCAGGAAAAGACAGCACAUCGGGUCUCCUCAGGACCAUGAAGCCUUGAUGCGGUGUUUACCUUGAAAAUGGGUACCGGCUCUGACUCAAGAAAGCGGGGAGCAGUCUCUGUGCCUUGCAUCAUGAGAGCAAAGGAUUGCUGCUUAAAAACAUUGCAUUUCUCUUCACAAAAGAUUUCUCUGGAUUUAUAUAAUAUGUUUUAAAAGUGCCAGCAAACCAUUGAAUCAAUUGGGAAGAAGGCAAUCCAGCCUUUGUUAUCUGGUUGAAAGCAAAUGAGCGCCUUCAGAACACUGGUGGGGUUGCUGAAACAGACAUCGAUUGUUAAAGGCUCCUUUCUCCUUAAAUGACGUGUUCUAAUGAGUUCAGUGGAGCCCACCUUCCUGCCUUGUGAAGAAGGAUCCCUAAAAGAUAUGCAAGGGAUUCAAUUAAAGUGGGUCAUCAAAAUCAAGCAGGGUACACACAUGUACACAGCCCUGCAUUUGUCUUUCUUGCUCUGUUCCACCAUUUCCCCUUCACUCCUCCUUAAAAAUCUUCAAGUUACAUAAGAAAAUUUCAGAUAUUUGUCUGACAAAGUGUAGAUACUCAAUAAAGAAUCUCAAAUAGAUUAACAAGAAUAAGACACUUUUGCAAUCAAGAACAUUAGUAAAUAACAAAGAAAAUGCAAACACUGAAUGGUGAAAAAAGUUUUUGCCUAAAAUAAUGCACACAUUUUAGUGGCUUAAUUAUCGGGCUGAAAUAUUUUUCUUUGGUUUUUGUUUUAAAGUUACAUUCUUUUCCCCAGAAGAAUUCUCCUUCCUCUAGAUGUGUUUUGUUCCAUCGGAGUAAAAUCUGCUAGGAAUAUAUAUAGAUACCUUUUCUCCUGGAUUAUUUUACUACUCCACUGCUAAUUCCAGAAAGAACAUAAUGGGACUGACCUGCAAAUACUGAAGGUAAAUGAAAGGAAUGAUCCUUAAAUUGGAGAUGAGGUGAAUGGCUACCUUCCCUGCCUGUAUGCCCGAUCUCCAGAACUCAAAUCAAUUCAGUUCUGAAGACUCAAGCUUAAGUUGGAAGAGGCCCAGGGAAUGCUUUCUAGUCUCCAAAAGGCCUGAAUUAUAAAGUCCUAACUCUUUACUUUUAAAGAGAUCUUGGAAAUCCACAUCAGAUCUGAGUUCCGUCAUAGGCAGGACAGUAGUCCCCACCUUAUCCAUGGGUUCACUUUCCGUGGUUUCAGUUGUCCACAGUCAAACAAGGUCCAAUAAUAUUAAAUGGAAAAUUCCAGAAAUAACAAUGCAUAAGUUUUAAAUUGUGUGCCAUUCUGAGUAGUGUGAUGAAAUCUCCAGCCAUCCCACUCCAUCGUGCUCGGGAUAUGAGUCAUCCCUUUGUCCAGCGGAUCCACAUUGUAUCUGUGUAUAGUCACUGAGUAGCCGUCUCAGUUAUCAGAUCGCUAUGCGAGUAUUGCAGUGCUUGUGUUCAAGUAAUCCUUAUUUUCCUUAAUAAUGGCCCCAAAGCGCAGGAGCAGUGAUGCUGGCAAUCUGGAUAUGCCA
Messenger RNA from Equus quagga, 4342 nucleotides. RefSeq names its product ectonucleotide pyrophosphatase/phosphodiesterase 6 (gene ENPP6). The coding region runs from base 56 to 1378 and encodes 440 amino acids. The transcript has 8 exons. NCBI's taxonomy places the organism in Eukaryota, Metazoa, Chordata, Mammalia, Perissodactyla, Equidae. The record is from RefSeq and is a predicted model, not a curated record.